AGAAGGCGUGUGUGAGAGCCCUAACAUGACUGACAUGACUAGUAUUAAUCAGGAUUAAUUAUAAUGGCCAACGCAAACGAUGUGUUUGGUUUUGAACUUUUUCAAAAACUGUAUCAUAAUGAUAUCAAUAGAAAAGAAGACGUGAUAAUUUUAUUUGUGCAUUGGUAUUUGACAAAGUUUGGAUUUAGAUGCAUCGGCAUCGGAGAAAAGACAGAGUUGAAUGCAUUGGAAAAAGGAUCUGAAUUAUUUCCACCAGGAUGGAAUUCAUAUCCCAAUUAUACAUUACGUUAUGUAAAAAAUGAAAAAUUAUAUGUACUUCUUGGAGUCAAAUCAGAUAUGGAUUUAUUAUUGAACAUGAUGAGGCAUCACGAUAAUUCAGUUUCUACUAUUCAGUUACCUAUCAAUGAAACUGUAUCUGCAUUACAUGGGCCUUUAGAGAUUAUAAUACCACUUUAUCAAACAGUUUUACAGAAUAUAUAUCAAGAUUUUAUAAAAUCCACAUGUGAUUCUAAUGAAGCAGCGACUCAAACAACUGUACAAAAUAAUGAAUGUUCUUCCGAAACAAACAAGAUUCCAACACAGGAUAAUCAUCCAUUGAGAGAACCCAGUCAUUGGCCAUCUAAUCGACCUGAGUAUGAUCCUAUGAGAGUAGGUGUUAGAGACCUUGAUCCAUUUAGAGAAGGCGGUGGUAUGAUAUUUGAUCCAUUUUCCAUGAGGCCUCCAAGUGGACAUGGCUUAGGAGUACCUGGAAGAUUGCCAUCAGGUGCGAUACCACCCGGUGCAAGAUUCAAUCCCUUUGGUCCACCUGAACUGGAUCCAUAUCGCAGGCCACACCGUAGACCCGACGACGACCAUUUACCUCCUCCAGGAUAUGACGACAUGUUUCAGUGAUAUGUUAAAAAAAAUAAACUUGACAAAAAUGAAAAUAAAUACAAGUACAUACGAUUUCUAGAUACUAAAUGACAGUAUGAUAUGCUCCUUCCGUGCUACACACACACACGCACGCACGCACGCACACAUAUAAUGAAAUUAUUUUAUAAAAACGUCGUUCAUAAAAUAUCACAGUGAUAUUGUAUAUUAUCCGAGAAUACCCACACAGCACGGGGAACUCCCGAGGAGCCACAGACUUCUAUAAUAUACUAGACUGCUAACCUUGAUUCCCUAGGCGUACCAGUAUAUAAUGUACAUGUUGUACAUGACUAAAUAACCGAUCGGAAUGUGUCAUCUGCUAUGUAUGUACAUUGUUCGUCAAGUGGAAUGUAUAUGUACAUAUAUAUAUGCCAAUAAAUGUCACAUAUAGUUGCUACGAGU
Messenger RNA from Monomorium pharaonis (pharaoh ant), 1311 nucleotides. It is a transcript of the gene PI31, whose product is annotated as proteasome inhibitor PI31 subunit. Gene Ontology annotation, biological process: proteasome-mediated ubiquitin-dependent protein catabolic process. NCBI's taxonomy places the organism in Eukaryota, Metazoa, Arthropoda, Insecta, Hymenoptera, Formicidae. The record is from RefSeq and is a predicted model, not a curated record. Bases 64 to 891 code for a protein of 275 amino acids. Gene Ontology annotation, molecular function: endopeptidase inhibitor activity; proteasome binding. The transcript is spliced from 5 exons.